AUGUCCUCGUUGCUCGGUCUCUUUACGAAAAAUUUUCGUCCUGCCUCACGUACUCUCCGGCCAAGAGUCUUUUCCCUAUCUACUUUCAACCUCCCUCCCUCCGCGUUUAAGUUUAAAAUACGAGAUAUUGACCCACUGAAAGUGAGCUUUGCACCGGCUUUAAACGAGGACGCUGUCAUUCCUCCAGUUGAAGUCACCCACUUUCCGGAGCAGUAUGUUCUUCCUCACAUCAAUGGUAAAAUACUUGGAAAUCCAAGCUUCAAUGUUCACGAAUUUGGAUGCAUCUCGGAUCCUAAGGUUCAAUCGUUUGUUGACAAAUUGCAUGACGUCGUAUUCAAUGGUUUUCAAGUGGCAGGCACGGACGAAACUUUUACUGACACAUUAGUGGACGAUCUACUUCGUAUCGUCGAGCUGAAUGACUGGCCCUUAAAGAUCAGGAAUCACCCACCAUACAAACUAUACAUUGAAGAAGAGCCUUGCGUGUCAUCAGUCCCUGAAUUCGUAGUUAAGCAUAGAAACUCGAUUUUUAUCGGAGUAGAGGACAAACACCUGAAAAAUAUCAAGGCAAACACUGAUUAUGGGGAAUCACAAAUCGCCUUGGAGAUGCUCGCCUGUGGAAAUGAGAAUACACGUUUCGUUGACAAGCAAGAUUGGAAAGAUCAAACCAUAUAUGCAGUCCGUGUGAUUUCUAUAUAUGUUACGUUUUAUAAAGCUGUAAUUCCUACGACGUAUUUGGAGGAGCUUCUUAUCGGUUUGCCACAACAACAAUCAAUCAUGAUAGAGCGGUGGCCGAGAGCAAAUGGGCUGAGAACUGGUUUCAAUCUCGCAGAACCUGAUGGGAGACGGACAGUGCUCACAGCGUUAAUGAAAAUUCGUCAAUCUCUUUUGUAG
Ambispora leptoticha is the source of this 891-nucleotide messenger RNA. The record is from the annotation of a GenBank genome assembly. NCBI's taxonomy places the organism in Eukaryota, Fungi, Glomeromycota, Glomeromycetes, Archaeosporales, Ambisporaceae.